Dichotomopilus funicola is the source of this 2754-nucleotide messenger RNA. RefSeq names its product putative coatomer subunit gamma. The transcript is spliced from 5 exons. The coding region runs from base 1 to 2754 and encodes 917 amino acids. Gene Ontology annotation, biological process: intra-Golgi vesicle-mediated transport; intracellular protein transport; protein secretion. Gene Ontology annotation, cellular component: endoplasmic reticulum; COPI vesicle coat; endoplasmic reticulum-Golgi intermediate compartment. Lineage: Eukaryota; Fungi; Ascomycota; Sordariomycetes; Sordariales; Chaetomiaceae. Gene Ontology annotation, molecular function: structural molecule activity. The record is from RefSeq and is a predicted model, not a curated record.
AUGAGUUACGGGAAGAAAGACGAGGAUGCCGACGGUGGUCUGGUCAAGAUUGACCGCACCCAGGUUUUCCAAGAAGCCCGAUUGUUCAACACGUCCCCGAUCCAGCCGCGCCGAUGCCGAGUCCUCCUCACCAAGAUCGCCCUUCUCCUCUACACCGGCGAGAAGUUCCCGAGCACAGAAGCCACCACACUCUUCUUUGGUAUCUCGAAGCUCUUCCAAAAUAAAGAUGCCAGCCUUCGCCAGAUGGUCCACCUUGUCAUCAAGGAGCUGGCCAGCUCCGCCGAGGAUAUCAUUAUGGUCACCAGCACCAUCAUGAAGGAUACGGGUGGCAGUACCGACUCGAUCUACCGGCCGAACGCGAUUCGGGCUCUGUGUCGCAUUAUUGAUGCUACUACAGUCCAGUCCAUUGAGCGUGUCAUGAAGACUGCGAUCGUCGACAAGAACCCCUCCGUCUCGUCAUCCGCCCUCGUGUCGUCCUACCACCUCCUCCCAAUCGCCCGCGAUGUCGUCAAGCGGUGGCAGAGCGAGACCCAAGAGGCAGCAGCCAGCACCAAGUCGUCUGGGGGCUUCUCCUUGGGGUUCUCUUCGUCCUCCGGAAAUCUCCCUGUCAACAACUCGACCAUGACCCAGUACCACGCGAUCGGCUUGCUGUACCAGAUGAGGAUGCACGACAGGAUGGCGUUGGUCAAGAUGGUUCAGCAAUUUGGGGCGGCUGGUGCGAUGAAGAACCCGGCGGCCAUCGUCAUGCUCGUCCGGUUGGCCUCUCAGCUUGCGGAGGAGGACCCCCAGCUCCGGAAACCCAUGAUGCAGCUCCUGGACGGCUGGCUCAGGCACAAGAGCGAGAUGGUCAACUUUGAGGCGGCCAAGGCGAUCAGCGACAUGCGGGACGUUACGGAUGCCGAAGUAACCCAGGCGGUUCAUGUUCUCCAGCUCUUCCUCAGCUCGCCCCGCGCCGUCACCAAAUUCGCCGCUCUCCGCAUCCUGCACAACAUCGCGUCGUUCAAGCCACAAGUCGUUAACGUGUGCAACCCGGAUAUUGAACUUCUCAUCUCGAACAGCAACCGCUCUAUCGCCACGUUCGCGAUCACGACUCUCCUCAAGACCGGCAACGAAGCCAGCGUGGACCGCCUAAUGAAACAGAUCUCGGGCUUCAUGUCUGAGAUCACGGACGAGUUCAAGAUCACCAUCGUGGAGGCCAUCCGGACGCUCUGCUUGAAGUUCCCGAGCAAGCAGGCAGGUAUGCUCCAGUUCCUCAGCGGUAUCCUGCGCGACGAAGGCGGCUACGAGUUCAAGCGCGCCGUUGUGGAGAGCAUGUUCGAUCUGAUCAAGUUCGUGCCGGACUCGAAGGAAGAGGCGCUUGCCCACCUUUGCGAGUUCAUCGAGGACUGCGAGUUCACUAAACUGGCUGUCCGCAUUCUCCAUCUCCUUGGUCUGGAGGGCCCCAAGACGUCCCAGCCCACCAAGUACAUCCGCUAUAUCUACAACCGCGUUGUGCUGGAGAACGCCAUCGUGCGCGCGGCUGCGGUCACUGCGUUGGCUAAAUUUGGUGUUGGUCAGAAGGACCCUGAAGUCAAGCGCAGCGUGGAUGUUCUCCUCACCCGGUGCCUGGAUGAUGUGGAUGACGAAGUCCGGGAUCGUGCGGCUCUCAAUCUCAGGCUCAUGCAUGAGGAAGAUGAGUUGGCCACAAGAUUCGUCAAGAAUGACAACAUGUUUGCUCUUCCGUUCUUCGAGCACCAGCUCGUCAUGUAUGUCACCUCGGACGACAAGUCGGCAUUUGACGAGCCGUUCGAUAUCUCCAAGAUCCCGGUCGUUACCCGCGAGCAAGCCGAUGCCGAGGACAGGACCAAGAAACUCACCGCCACCACCCCGUCGCUCAAACCGCCCAAGAUUGGCCCAACCAAGGCGGCUCCCACAGCCGCCGAGGCUGCCGCUUCGGCGUCGGCUGCGGCCCAGAAGUACGCGGAGGAGCUUCUACAGAUUCCCGAGAUGAAGGAGUUCGGCAGCGUGCUGAAAUCCUCUCCUCUCGUGGAACUGACCGAGGCGGAGACCGAGUAUGUGGUUGGUGUUAUCAAGCACAUCUUCAAGGAACAUAUCGUUCUGCAGUACGAGGUGAAGAACACGCUUCCGGCGACCGUAUUAGAGAACGUGUCCGUGAUGGCAACCCCGUCGGAAGAGGACGAGCUCGAGGAGGUGUUCAUUGUCCAGGCCGAGAAGCUCGAGACCGACGUACCCGGAAAGGUCUACGUUGCGUUCCAGAAGCUCCAGGGCGAAGGCUCGCUGCCCGUCAGCACCUUUUCCAACAUCCUCAAGUUCACCAGCAAAGAGAUCGACCCUACGACCAACGAGCCGGAGGAGAGCGGCUACGAGGACGAAUACGAGGUGUCCGAGUUUGACUUGUCUGGCAGCGAUUACGUCGUCCCAACAUUUGCGGGCAACUUUGCGCAUAUUUGGGAGCAAGUUGGUGCCCAAGGAGAGGAGGCCGAUGAGACAUUACAGCUCAGCGGCAUGAAGAGCAUAGCAGAGGCGACCGAACAACUGGCCAAGGCGCUUUCACUCCAGCCACUAGAAGGAACAGACGUCCCCGUCAACCAAACAACGCACACGCUCAAGCUCCUCGGCAAGACCGUCAACGGCGGGCGGGUCGCUGCCAAUGUGCGGUUGGCCUUCUCCACCAAGACGGGCGUCACGACCAAGAUCACGGUGAGGAGCGAGGAGGAAGGGGUGGCUGCGCUGGUGGUGGCGUCUGUGGCUUAA